Messenger RNA from Cladophialophora bantiana CBS 173.52, 888 nucleotides. RefSeq lists its product as uncharacterized. The record is from RefSeq and is a predicted model, not a curated record. Bases 1 to 888 code for a protein of 295 amino acids. Lineage: Eukaryota; Fungi; Ascomycota; Eurotiomycetes; Chaetothyriales; Herpotrichiellaceae. The transcript has a single exon.
AUGAUCAUGAGAGAUAACUAUCCGGUCUCGCCUCCAAGCGACUACGAUACAACAUACACAUCGAUAUCCACCACUGCCACCCCCGACCCGAAGAAAGCGCACAUCAUCAUCAUGGCAGACGAAAUCGUGCCUUCGCUGCCCGACCCAUCCGUCAAGCUCCAAGGAGCUUUUCGCCGCACCAGGUCACCCCCUCGCAACGAACAAGGUCAGAUGUACUGCGACCACAUCAACUGUCGUGGCAAGAACAUGACCUUUAAGCGAGUGUGUGAAUGGAACAAGCACAUGGACAGACAUGAAAGACCUUACAAGUGUCGUGAGGCCGGCUGCGAACUCAACCCCGGAUUCACCUACUCAGGCGGGCUCCUGAGGCACCAGAGGGAGGUUCACAAGAUGCACCUAUCUACCAAGCAGCCACUGUUCUGCCCCUUUCCCAACUGCAACCGAAGCUCAGGCACCGGCUUCACCAGGAAAGAAAAUCUCGAGGAGCACAAGCGGCGGAGACAUUUGGAGGAGUUGUCAGACCACGGCCCGCACGAAGCGACCUCGCAAGCUGCUGCCGGAACGGCGGCGACCUCGACAAUCGCCCAAGAACCCGCACCCAAGCGACGAAGGAUCUCGACGGCAACAGAAGGACAGGGGCAGGGGCAGGGGCAGGGGCAGGGGCAGCAACAUCUCGGCAGCGACGUGGUGGCACCCAACAUUGACAACAUUGUCGGAAGCGCCGAGAGCCAGUUGAUCCAGCAUCUCAGAGAAGAGCUGCGACAGAAGGAGGAAUUUAUUCGCCGCCAAGCGGCCGAGAUUCACCGCCUGCAGAAUCUGUUGCGCAGUUUGCCACCACAGGCGAUAUAUCAUAUGCAAAACCGGAUGCCUGGCAGUGGCGUGGGAUGA